Mytilus californianus (California mussel) is the source of this 700-nucleotide messenger RNA. RefSeq lists its product as uncharacterized. Gene Ontology annotation, biological process: proton motive force-driven ATP synthesis. The transcript is spliced from 4 exons. The record is from RefSeq and is a predicted model, not a curated record. Gene Ontology annotation, molecular function: proton transmembrane transporter activity. Lineage: Eukaryota; Metazoa; Mollusca; Bivalvia; Mytilida; Mytilidae. Bases 64 to 519 code for a protein of 151 amino acids.
GGUUCCCGCAAUGCGUUACGAGGUUCAAGAAUCAGUGUAACUGAAGGUCAGCGGCGAAACAAGAUGCUGGCUGCUCGUGUUUUUAGAUCAACAGUGUGCUGUGUUGGGCCACAUGUUAGAAGAAGUAUUUCAUCAUGUUCAGUUUUAGCUCAAAAACAGACAUCUAGUGGUGAUCCAAAUGAUCUUAUACAGCAGCUAUUUAUUCAGAAAAUUAGGGAAUUUGAUAAGAAGACCAAAUCAGCAGGUGGUAAGAUGCCAGAUGUUGAUCCACAUGUACAGGCAAAUUUAGAUAAAGAAAUGAAGAAAGUCGCUACUCAGUUUGGAGUUGCUGAAGGAAAAGAAGCAGAAUUUUCCAAAUUCCCUGAGUUUAAGUUUGAAGCUGAGGAAUUACAAGUGUUUACUGAAGAACGUGGUGAUAUAACAAGAAUGUUGGUAGAACAGUGUCUUGCAACAGACGAAUCUGAAUUAGAAAAGAAUGAAGAAGAUCCAAAUGUUCCAUAUUUUGACAGAUAUGUUUAAAUGGACAUUAUUUAUUAAAUUUUGAUGUAACACAAUACACAAAUAUUUGAAUUAGUUUAAUAAGAAUUUUUUUCUGUAAAAAAAAAAUGAGUUUGAAUUAAUGAAUUGAGCCUUUGAACAUGUUGAAGGAGAGGUCAUGCAAGCAUGAUGAACAUUUAUUAAAAGUCAGUUAGUUGAUUGA